CCUUUGCUUUUUCUCAAGUGGUCACUGUUUUGGUAUGUAUGCAUGCACAUUUGGUAAUUGUCAUUCAGACUUCGCCAAACAAGACAGUUGGAGGAAGAUGGCGGAGGACGGCGUCGACGUUGUGGUUGUCGGGUCCUGUAUGACGGACCUUGUGAGGCCCCACGGUUGCCCAAGGCCGGAGAGACCAUCCACGGUCACAAGUUCUUCGUCGGCUUCGGCGGAAAGGGAGCGAACCAGUGCGUCCAGGCGGCCCGUCUGGGAGCCAAAACGGCCAUGGUGUGCAAGGUGGGAAAAGACGUCUUUGGGGACAACUACAUCCAGAACUUUAAGAACAGCGGCGUGUCCACAGAGUUUGUCGGGCAAACGGACAAGGCAUCGACCGGCACCGCCUCCAUCAUCGUCAACGACGCAGGGGAGAACGCCAUCGUGAUCGUUGCCGGGGCCAACAUGCUGCUCGGGGCGGAGGACCUGCAGCGGGCGGGGCCAGCGCUGGGCGGGGCCAAGGUGCUGAUCUGCCAGCUGGAAAUCAGCCCAGACACCUCCCUGCAGGCACUGCAUAUGGCCCAGGAGAGACAGGUGAAGACCAUCUUCAACCCCGCGCCCGCCACUCCAGACCUGCACCCCGACUUCUACCGAUACGCCGACGUCUUCUGCUGCAACGAGCCUGAGGCAGAGCUGCUGACGGGCGUGACUGUAGGAAGCGUGGAGGAUGCUGGGAAGGUGGGGGCGGAGCUUCUUCGGCGGGGGUGUGGCUCCGCGAUCGUGACGCUCGGACCCCAAGGCUGCGUGGUGCUGUCGGCGAAGGACCCCGCCCCUCGACACGUCGCCACGGCGCCGGUCACCGCCGUGGACACGACCGGUGCGGGAGACAGCUUCAUUGGUGCUCUGGCCUUCUACAUGGCACGCUAUCCCACAAUGCCGUUGGAGGAGAUGGCCGGCAGGGCCAAUCGGGUGGCAGCUGUGAGCGUGCAGGGGAUUGGAACACAGACGUCGUACCCCUACCGAAAGGACAUGCCCCAGGAGCUCUUCUAGGAGAAACACUUAUCUGAUUAUCAUACCUCAAGGAGUUCAGUCGGGUCUGGUUCACUCCUCAAAAAAAAUCGACUCCACGUACGAAAGCCUUUAAUUACCAAGCCGUCAAAUGAACGAUCAGGCUUUAAAAUGUCUUACUUCAAACAUUUCUAAAGCACUGAAUAAAAGUUUACAGUCCGGCA
Messenger RNA from Anguilla rostrata (American eel), 1214 nucleotides. RefSeq names its product ribokinase (gene rbks). The record is from RefSeq and is a predicted model, not a curated record. The coding region runs from base 274 to 1032 and encodes 252 amino acids. Gene Ontology annotation, biological process: D-ribose metabolic process. Lineage: Eukaryota; Metazoa; Chordata; Actinopteri; Anguilliformes; Anguillidae. Gene Ontology annotation, molecular function: ribokinase activity. The transcript is spliced from 9 exons.